AUGACGGUUCUAGCCAUAGCCAUGGCUAUGCAAGAGCACCUGCGAGUGAAGGAAUGUCACCGCCAUGCCAUAACGGCUCUUGGCUACCAUACGGCUCGACGGGAGUGCCUCACUGGCUUUGAAGAUGGAGUGAUCAAAUGGUGGGACACGGAGAGCGGGCGCCUGUCCCUGCGCACCAAAGAGCAUGCUGGCUGGGUCACCCACUUCCUGUCGUGGUCACAGGCACGGCUCCUCUUCUCUGCUUCCAAUGACAGCUCUGUGCUUGUGUGGGCUGCAGGUGGCACUGUGCUUGACCGUCUCCUGCUGGGCUACCCUAUCUUCACCUUGGCAAUCAGCCUGGCUCGGCAUCUCCUGCUUUGUGGCAGCAAGGGACGCCUGAUGGCUUUCCCCUUGGAUGAAAAGAGAGACUCUGGGCACACGGUCAACAUGAGCCAGGGCUUUUCUGAGCAGACCCACACGGACAUCGUGUCCUGCAUUGCCUGUCUAGACAACCAAAUAUACACCACAGGGUAUGACAAGAGGCUGCUGAUCUUUGACACCUAUCAGAGUCCAGGGAAGAAGGGCUUGACAACCAAGCACUGUGUCUCCCGUGCCCACAAUGCAGCCAUCACCCAGCUGUUGUUGGUGCGCCAGCAGGAAACCACAAGGGUGCUCACGGGCUCUUUUGACCAGACAGUUGGCAUCUGGUCCCAGGAUGGGCAGCUGAUCCAGCGUCUUGGCCCCUUCACUGGAAACAUUACUGGACUGUGCUAUGUGGCAUCCGUUGGCGUCGUCUGGAUCACCAGCGGCACAUCCCAACCUACCCUCUAUGAGCCCCAGUCUGGGGAAAUAGUUUCGCCGUUCAUAUCCACUUUCCAGGGCAGUCAGAAGGAUGGGCCUGUUCUCCAGCAGCUCUUCAGCCUGCCAGACUCAAGGCAUGUGAUCGGCACAGCAAAGCCACAGCAAGUGCUGGUCUGGCGCUACAGUGAGUUGGGCUGCCUGACAGUGCUGCCUUGCAGACGCCCCCUCGAAUGCCUCGCCUACGCCAAGAAGGAGCCCAUUUUGCUCUUCAGCGGAGACAGCAGUGGGAUGUUGCAGAAAUGGGAAAGGAGCUACAUCUCUCCCUUCAUCUACAGCAGGGAGUCCUUUCGUGUAAGCAACGGCCAACUUCAGUGGCGAGGCCCCUUGGCACAGCAGCGGGAGAAGAACUGCAUGGAGGAGCUACGACCUCGCCCAGAUUCCCCCCGGAAAUGGGCAAAGGCCUCUGGUGGGCACCCAAGUGGCUACACCAGGCUCCAGCGCACAGCCAGAGUCACACCAAAGAACAGCGUAGGCUUCACAAGGGCCCUUUUUGCUGAACAGCUAGACAUUCUGGUGGUGUCUGCGACUGACGGGAACAUUUAUAUCUGGGAAUUUGAGAACUUGGUUCCAGGCGCUGAAUUCCCUGUCCAGCAAUGCUCACCUCCAUUGGACCAAGGCUCUAGAAUGCUAGCAGUGACCGGUGUCCAAGAGGAGAAGGCCCCGGACCCCUCAAGCUGUUCUGUAGCAGGCUUGACCUGCAGAACAGUUCUAUGUGGGCAUACAGGCAUGGUGACGGCACUUACCUUGGCAGGCAAUGACACCAGCACCUACUUCCCCUACCUGGUAAGUAAACAAGAGAACAGGUUUGGGGGAGAUCAUAUAGGGAUCUUACAAAUCAACCCAAAAAGAAGACAGAAGAGGUCACUAGUUUGCAUUAAAUUUGCAUAUGAUAAUAUAAUUCUAUGA
Molecule: messenger RNA, 1746 nt
Organism: Elgaria multicarinata webbii
Lineage: Eukaryota; Metazoa; Chordata; Lepidosauria; Squamata; Anguidae
Exons: 13
Coding region: 1-1746 (581 amino acids)
Biological process (GO): ribosomal large subunit assembly
Cellular component (GO): nucleolus
Molecular function (GO): protein binding
Source: RefSeq, a predicted model, not a curated record